Messenger RNA from Mugil cephalus (flathead mullet), 3297 nucleotides. It is a transcript of the gene mknk1, whose product is annotated as MAPK interacting serine/threonine kinase 1. Gene Ontology annotation, biological process: intracellular signal transduction; peptidyl-serine phosphorylation; protein autophosphorylation. Bases 139 to 1518 code for a protein of 459 amino acids. Gene Ontology annotation, cellular component: cytoplasm; nucleus. Lineage: Eukaryota; Metazoa; Chordata; Actinopteri; Mugiliformes; Mugilidae. The transcript has 14 exons. The record is from RefSeq and is a predicted model, not a curated record. Gene Ontology annotation, molecular function: calcium-dependent protein serine/threonine kinase activity; calcium/calmodulin-dependent protein kinase activity; ATP binding.
CAUCUGUUACGUAGUUUCCCGCCCUGUAUACGUCAGUGGCUGUUGUAUGAUGGAGCCGAGCUAGCAGAGGGUCCCUGCAUCAGCUGUCUAAAGCUUUAACAGAGGGGCUUUGGCCAGUGUGGAGUCCAGUUGGCAGAUAUGGUGAGGCACGGCAGGAUGACGGAGUGUCAAGUCUUCCAGCACUCUUUCCAGGGUAACUCCCUGGCUGUGGGCCAAGUAGGGCAAAACUGUGGGGCAGUUCAGGAGAACGGGAUCUCCCCAGAGCACAUUUCGCACGGCCCUUCAGAUAUUGAAAAGAGCCAGCCAGUAAACAUCCCAGAUGCAGCUAAAAGAAAGAAGAAGAAAAGAACUAGAGCAACAGACAGCUUCACGGGGACGUUUGAUGAUCUCUACAAACUGACAGACGAGGUCCUGGGCCAGGGGGCAUAUGCUAAAGUUCAAGGAUGUGUGAGCCUACAGAAUGGACAGGAGUUUGCUGUGAAGAUCAUAGAGAAGAGUGCAGGGCACAGCCGCAGCAGAGUGUUUCGAGAAGUGGAGACCCUCUACCAGUGUCAAGGAAACAAGAAUAUUUUGGAAUUGAUUCAGUUUUUUGAGGACAGCUCCUGCUUUUACUUGGUAUUUGAAAAGCUGCGUGGAGGCUCCAUUCUUACACACAUCCAGAACCGAAGGUAUUUUGAUGAACUGGAAGCCAGUAAGGUAGUCAAGGACAUUGCCCAAGCCCUUGACUUCCUACACACAAAGGGGAUAGCCCAUAGAGACCUCAAGCUGGAGAACAUACUCUGUGAAUACACUGAUCGAGUGUCACCAGUAAAAAUCUGUGACUUUGACCUGGGAAGUGGAGUAAAGCUCAGCAGUGCCUGUACACCCAUAACAACUCCAGAGCUCACCACACCGUGUGGCUCGGCAGAGUACAUGGCUCCAGAAGUAGUGGAGGUGUUCACUGAUGAGGCCUCCUUCUACGACAAACGCUGUGACCUGUGGAGCCUCGGCGUGAUCCUUUACAUCCUACUGAGCGGCAGCCCACCCUUCACAGGCCACUGUGGCACAGACUGUGGCUGGGACCGCGGGGAAACAUGCAGAACGUGCCAGAGUCACUUGUUUGAGAGCAUCCAACAGGGCAAGUAUGAGUUUCCAGACAAGGACUGGGCUCAUAUCACACAAGGAGCCAAGGAUCUCAUAUCCAAGCUCUUGGUCCGAGACUCCACUCUGCGCCUCAGUGCUGCUCAGGUCCUCAAGCACCCCUGGGUGCAAGGGAAUGCUCCAGAGAGAGGCCUUCCAACUCCUCAUGUUCUUCAGAGGAACAGCAGCACCAAAGACCUGACCCAGUUCGCAGCAGAAGCCAUCGCCUUUAACCGGCAACUAUCCCAGCACGACGAGCAGCAGGAGGACGUCGGGGUCAUCGUCUGCUCCAUGAGACUCUCCCCUCCUUCCAACUCCCGCCUGGCCCGUCGACGGGCUCAGUCCAACGCUCUCCGCGCCAGUGACUUUGCGCCUGCCUCAGACAACCUUGCGGCCUGAAAGACCAGUUCAACUUCCCUCACGAUUUCUGACUGAUUUCAGCAUCCAACUGCUGCUUUAUUAGUGUUUUCACAUGGAGCCUUGUCGGAUCAGCCACACGGUAUCAUAAGUGACUAACUGUUUCUGGUGUUAAAGCUCUUCUCCGUGGCCAGUAAUCUUAUCUCCUCAACUAGACAGAGUUUGAGCACCAGGGGGACAGUUAAUCCUCGGCUGCCACCUCCUAAUUGAAAACAGCAGAGACUGGAGACAGGAGAUUUGACCAAGAGUCGUUUUAAGCUGCCUGAGUUUUAAACAAGGACAGUCUCAUCUGAGAAUGGCUUUGGCUUUUAGAAUUCAUUUAAAGAUUUAUUUGUGGCUUAUAGUGAGCACCACAAAAACAGAAACUACUCUUAUUGCCAGCAAUUAAUUACAUAUCAUAAUCAAGGCAGCAUUAGAGAAGACUGGGACAUAUAUGUCUGCCGUCUUAAUGCAAACUCUAAUUUAUCACAGCUGUUAAUAGGUCAGUAUUUUAUUUGAAAGCUUUGUGUAAGAAAGGGGUAACUUUUAUUCCUUCAUGAAGCAUGUAUGAGUGGAUUUAUGUGGUUUUAAAGGAUACCAAAAGAGAUGGCUCUUAGAAGGAGACUCCCUGUUUAAAUGGGGUUUUUCUCCACAGUAGCUUGAAAAGAACGACUUUUCAUCAUACAUCUGGCUACAUGCAGUAACUAUCUCAGAGCAUAAGUAUAGGUUACAGAAAUGACUGAGAAUAGUUUUUGAUCUUAUUUCUUGCUUUCACUUCAACACGAGCUACCUGUAGCACUGAUGUACUUUAAGAUAAGUCUCUAAUUUAGUUUACCUGAAGAGGAGAGAGAAGGAUCGUUGGGAGGGUUUGAAUAUCAACGGGCUAUGGCUACCUUAUUAUAGUCCAACAAUACUUUCAACUCCCUCAUGCUCCACUUCUUUGAGUAUUUUUUUAACCCCCACCCAAGACUUAGUUUAGUUUCUUAAGCUCUUAGCGGUUUAGUAUCUCAGUGUUUCCAGUCCGACUGUGAUAACUGCAUUAGUUUUAUGUUGUAUGUAGUUCAUGAGACUUAAAGGUAUUUUUUGAAUAGUUGAUGUUUUACAUUUUGGUGAGAUAAGGGACUCUGUGUUGGGAGUGAAGGGAUUUAUUUUUAUAAGCACGUAUUUGUAUAUUGUUCAGUUUUGUAUUUUGUCAGUCUGUGAAUGUGCAAAUGGAAAGAGUGAUGGACUGAUCAAGACUUACUUACGUCCGAUAAGUUACUUUUUGAUUUUUCUUCUUUUUUUUUCUUCUUUUUUUUUAAAGAAACAUUUUCCUUUUUUUCAAAAGAAUUGUUAUUUAUUGUCCAGUCCAUGUUUAAAUUGGGUCACUGAUGGCACUCCAUCACUUCUGCAUCCCCUUACCCUGUUAACUUUAUGUGUUGCCUAUUAAACAACACAUCUGCUUAUUUCACACUGUUGCCAUGGACACCUCAUCCCUAUAGCAACAAAGGGCCUUUAUACGCUGGCAGGAAUUGACAGAGCGAAUACACACAUUAGGAAACAACUGCUUGCGAUGUUAAAGCCCUCGCAUUCCCAUUACGAAUCAUAAAAGGACUUGUUUGUAGCCCCCCAUGAACUUGUAAUGGCAUCAAAUGAGAUGCAGUAAUUGGUAUGCAAUUAUGGAUCCUCACUGAAAUUUGUCAAAGCUCUUAUGGGGUCCUGUGAGUAAAGCUCUUGUGUGUGUAGAGCGUAUUUUUUUCUGGCAUGCUGUGUUCCCAAUAAAAAAAAAAAAAAGAUCUUUAA